Messenger RNA from Anopheles coustani, 2084 nucleotides. Its product is annotated as dihydrolipoyllysine-residue succinyltransferase component of 2-oxoglutarate dehydrogenase complex, mitochondrial. NCBI's taxonomy places the organism in Eukaryota, Metazoa, Arthropoda, Insecta, Diptera, Culicidae. Gene Ontology annotation, biological process: tricarboxylic acid cycle. The coding region runs from base 36 to 1523 and encodes 495 amino acids. Gene Ontology annotation, cellular component: oxoglutarate dehydrogenase complex. Gene Ontology annotation, molecular function: dihydrolipoyllysine-residue succinyltransferase activity. The transcript has 6 exons. The record is from RefSeq and is a predicted model, not a curated record.
GCGAUCACGUUUGCUAAUCGCAGCACGAAUCGACGAUGGCAGGAAUUCUUUCGAUAUCUUCGCGAAAUCUUCCCCGCGCGGCCCUUCGCAUUAGCCUGCGCUCGCUAGAAGGACAAUCACCGUCGCCGCAGGUUGCCGGAACCGGUACCAGAUCGAUCCACCAGCAGAGCCGCAAAUCGUUGGCAAGCAUCGCUAGGACAGUGGUUGCCGAGGGUGGCCGACGCGAGGGCAACGUAACCGUUCGAAACUCUAUCAAGGCGCAGCAAUGGGGAUUGACCGAGCGUACCAUUUUCACGUCCGCUCGCCUGCUGUCCUCGGAGAUCGUUAAGGUUCCGCCAUUCGCCGACUCCGUGUCCGAGGGUGAUGUGAAGUUCGAGAAGAAGGUGGGCGAUGCCGUUGCCGCCGACGAGGUGGUGAUGGAGAUCGAAACCGACAAGACGACGGUCGGUGUCCCGUCGCCGGCUCAUGGUAUUAUCGAAGAAAUCUUCGUCGCAGACGGUGACACGGUCAAGGCUGGACAGCAGCUGUUCAGGCUGAAAGUCACCGGUGAAGCUCCGAAGGCUGCCGCUAAACCGGCCGAGGCACCUGCCCCAGCGGCCGCCGCGCCUCCACCGCCACCGCCACCACCACCGGUAGCGGCGGCUGCUGCCCCGCCAGCACCCCCACCACCAGCGGCUGCCGGUGCUCCUCCACCACCGCCACCGCCGAAACCGGCUGCACCGAUUAGCAAAAUGCCGGUCGCUGCCAUCCGCCAUGCGCAGGCCAUCGAGGCUGCCACCGUGAAGGUUCCGCCGGCCGAUUACAGCAAGGAAAUCACCGGCACUCGCACGGAGCAGCGCGUCAAAAUGACCCGCAUGCGGCUGAAGAUCGCUUCCCGCCUGAAGGAGGCCCAGAACACGAACGCCAUGUUGACGACGUUCAACGAAAUCGACAUGAGCUUCAUCAUGGACUUCCGCAAGCAACAUUUGGAGGCGUUCCAGAAGAAGUACGGCAUGAAGCUGGGCUUCAUGUCUGCCUUCUGCAAAGCUGCCGCGUACGCCCUGCAAGAUCAACCCGUUGUAAACGCUGUCAUUGGAGAAAAUGAAAUUAUCUAUCGUGAUUACGUAGACAUCUCGGUUGCGGUGGCUUCGCCGAAGGGCUUGGUGGUGCCCGUACUAAGAAACGUUGAGGGAAUGAACUUUGCCGACAUUGAGCUGUCCAUUGCCGCGCUGGCGGACAAGGCGAAGAAGGGAACGCUGGCCGUGGAGGAUAUGGAUGGUGGUACUUUCACCAUCUCGAACGGAGGUGUGUUUGGAUCGCUGCUGGGAACGCCAAUCAUCAAUCCUCCCCAGAGUGCCAUCCUGGGUAUGCAUGGUAUCUUCGAGCGACCGAUCGCUGUUAAGGGACAGGUGGUUAUCCGACCCAUGAUGUAUGUAGCCCUCACCUACGAUCAUCGGCUUAUUGAUGGCCGCGAGGCUGUCACCUUCCUGCGCAAGGUGAAGGCGGCCGUCGAGGAUCCGCGCAUUAUUCUGGCCGGCCUGUAAGCGAAACACGACCGACACACGACGUAACAUCAAUCGCCUGCGUUCAUGAUGAAAGGAUCUCCUGAAUCAGCCACCCAGCUGUAUCGUGCCGCGUAAAACUAACCACAUCAUAGCCGUAAAUUAAUAGAAACGAUACGUUUAUAAAAUGAAGCAGACAGCACACUAACGCUUUCCCGUUGCACUAAAUUAUCUAAACCAUUUGUGGUAUUCGCAGAACCCAUUGCCUGGGCACAUGUUUUUCGAUGAAUCUUUAUACCUACCGUUGCCACCACUUAAGGCCUCCUAGAGGAAGUACUUUUUAGAGCUAAUAGAUUCGGACGGUAUCGAGUAUUGAGGGCGUCACCGACAGUCGGUUUAGGUCACAAUAGGAUAUAUGACUCAUCAUUCUAUUGGUUUGAUCCGAUCGGAACCAUCGAACACCGAACGGUGCGUCUCAAUGCGAACGACAAUGGGGGUAAAUUGAGUGUUUUCCUUUCCACAAAAAAAAACCUGUGCCCCAUGCGGUCUGGAUGUGUUAUUUUUCUCCGGGGAUUCGUGUUACGUAUGGGCGAACCUGCAAUA